This is a messenger RNA of Syzygium oleosum, 708 nucleotides long. RefSeq names its product polyol transporter 5-like. The transcript has a single exon. Gene Ontology annotation, biological process: transmembrane transport. NCBI's taxonomy places the organism in Eukaryota, Viridiplantae, Streptophyta, Magnoliopsida, Myrtales, Myrtaceae. Gene Ontology annotation, molecular function: myo-inositol:proton symporter activity. The record is from RefSeq and is a predicted model, not a curated record. Gene Ontology annotation, cellular component: membrane. The coding region runs from base 1 to 708 and encodes 235 amino acids.
AUGAUCCAAUUAUUCCAAAAGGCCUAUGGCAUUGAUACUAUCCUUCUUUACAUUGCUCGUGUUUUUGAGAAGGGUGGCCUUACUUCCUCCAACGAGAAACUCUUAUGGACUGGCAUAGUCGACAUUGUAAAGAUGAUAUGCAUCCUCCCGGCCACUUUGCUCCUUGACAAGCUCGGGCGACGGCAGUUGCUAUUGAGCAGCAUUGGUGGGAUGGUCGUGGCUCUUAUCACCCUUGGAAUAUGCCUUGUGAAGAUCGACCAAAUCGACACGAAGCAUAACAACUCAAAUGAUGAGAAGCAAAUGUGGAUGGAAAAUACUUGCAUCGCCUCAUUGUUACUUUAUGUGGCCUCCUUCUCUGUAGGGAUGGGGCCUGUCACUUCAGUUUUCAACUCAGAGGUAUUUCCACUUACGUUACGGGCACAGGGAUGCGCAAUCGCCUUUGCUGCGAACCAAGGGGUGAGUGCAUUGAUAUCUUUUAUAUUCUUAGCAUUGGAUAAGCCGAUCACCCUCAGUGGGGCUGCCUUCUCAUUUGCGGUGGUUGCAAUCAUAGCUUGGGUAUUCUUCUUCAUCACAAUACCGGAGACCAAAGGACUGACGCUGGAGGAGAUGGGCCAACUUUUUGGUGAAUGGAUCCAGCGGAGGUCUCCAGUAAGGGAGAUUGAAAUGCAGGGAACAACGGGGGGAAGCGAUCGAGGCAACCGCAACUAA